Messenger RNA from Leptopilina boulardi, 1849 nucleotides. RefSeq names its product leucine-rich repeat-containing protein 59. The record is from RefSeq and is a predicted model, not a curated record. Bases 214 to 1179 code for a protein of 321 amino acids. NCBI's taxonomy places the organism in Eukaryota, Metazoa, Arthropoda, Insecta, Hymenoptera, Figitidae. The transcript has 7 exons. Gene Ontology annotation, molecular function: protein binding.
GAUUCUAACCUAUAUAUUUUUAUUUGUUGUCAACGUUUACAACAACCUGUUAUUUUUUUUUCAUGAAGACAAGCCGUAAAAAUAUACGUGGAUUAAAAUAUUUCCACGCUAACUCUUUUUAGUGCAAAAGUUAUCAAUAAAAAAUUAUCAUUAAUUGAUUGUGUGUAAAAUAAUUUAGUACUGAAGAAUUAAGAAAAAUCAAAAAGCAGAAAAAUGACAAAAAUAAAUGUAAAGGAUAAACUUCAGGAUGAAACUCUAGAUCUCAGUUUGUGUGAUAUAGAAGAAGUUCCGGUUAAAGAAAUUGCUGCAAUUAGAAGAGCAAAACAUUUGGAUUUAUCAAAUAAUGCCUUAAUUUCACUACCGAGGACAUUCGUUACCCUAACGCAAGUAAUAAAAUUGGAUCUCAGUAAAAAUAUGUUAACGGAAAUUCCAGAAAAUUUUGGAGAAAUGAUUCAAUUAAAACAUCUUGAUUUAUACGGCAAUAAGAUAAGCAGAUUACCUUUGAGUCUUGGAAAUUUAAAGAAUCUCAAGUGGCUUGAUUUGAAGGAAAAUCCUUUAACUCCUGCAGUUGCAAGUGUUGCUGGUCCUUGUAGUAAUGCUAACGAAUGUCAAGCUUGUGCUCGUAAAAUUGUCACAUAUUUAUCAAACGUACAACUCACUAUUGAAGAGGAAAAACAACGAAGAAUAAAUGCAAUUUCUGAAGCAGAAAAAACUGUCGCGCCAAAGAAAGAAGGAAAGAAAAAGAAGAAGAAUGCUGAAAAAAUAAAAGCAAAGGAAAAUAUAAAAUCACAAUCCUUUGGUGAAAAAAUUGAUGAAACUGAUCAAAAUGAUGGGAAAUAUUUCAGUGUAAACGAAUCUCAAAAACGAAAAUCAAAAAAUACAAAAGGCGGUGGGAUAUGCAGUACACUCUGUAGAUCAUUAUUAUUUUUAUUUCUCUGGACAAUUUUCUUCUGUCUUCUUAUAGUUCUAGGCACCGUUGUUUUCCCCGUUUUUGACAAUCAACGCACACAGGAGACAAUAAGAUAUUUAGAAACGGAAACUGGUUUACCAAUAAGUCACUAUCAACAAAUUGGAAAGAAAACGAUGGAAAAAUUCAUCAACGACACUACUGUGUGGAGCAAUAAAUUGCGAGUAAUUGUACAAGAUUAUUACAAGCAAUACUUCCUUUCGGAUAAAUAACCUCAAGAAAUCAUUGUGAGAAAAUUGGAAAAAUGCCAGGUUUUCUUUUUCUUUUUUUUCUUAAAUCAGUGCAGUGUUAUAAAAAUCUAUUUUACUACUAAAAUAACUACUUGAAAUAUUCAAACUCAGACGAGAACUUUUGCAUGUAAGAGCAAGUUUGAAAUAUUUCUUUCGUUAAUGAAAGAAGUAAAUUUUUUCUAUGCCACUGAGUGGUAAUAUGAAUCUUGAAAAAAGAAAAUGGUUUGUAGUAAUUAUUUAUUAAUUAGUAAUUUAAUUAAUAAUAAAUAAUUACUUUGAAAUUCUUUUUUUUUAAGAUUAACGAAUUCGCCGAAUGAGUCGAGUAUUUUUUACUAAAACAAAAAAAAAAGGAAACUAUUUUUACAAUAAGAUUAUUUUUAUUCUUUUAAUCACAGAAUAGAGAAGGACUUAAAAUUAUAUUUGAAAAAAAAUGAAAUUGUAGCCUCUCUAAAUCUAAAUAUUGAUGAAAUGCAAUAUAUUACCAACGAAUGGGAAUUAUUAUUUAUUGUAUUGUAUUUUUAAUGUAUUUGAAAGUUUUAGCUUCUCUUUCAAAAAUUCCAAUUCGUCGAUAAUAUGUAACAUCAAUAAUAAUUUUUUAAUUGCAAUUUACAAAAGGGAAUACUAUAAUAAACAUCUAUUUUUAACAAUGGCA